AAACCGGAGGCGCGUCGCGUUAUAAGUACGGAGUGGGGCUCCGACACGGGCCGUCUCCAUCACAGAUUCCGAGAGCUCCCAAGGUCGCGCCGCGGCUCCCCCCUCCCCCACCGUAUCCCGCCGGUCGCUCGCCUCGCCUCACCGCCGCCGCCGGUCGACAUGGGGUUCGUGUCCUUCGCCGGGAGGGUCCUCUUCGCCUCCGUCUUCCUCCUCUCCGCCUACCAGGAAUUCACUGAAUUUGGAACUGAUGGCGGGCCAGCUGCAAAGAAUCUUGAGCCUAAGUUUAACAGCUUCACCAAAAAUAUAUCUGUACACCUCGGAGUUGUGGUGCCUCAUGUAGAGUUGAAGCAUGUGAUUGCUGCUACCAUUGGUCUGAAGGGUCUGGGAGGUCUGCUGUUUAUCUUGAGCAGUUCAUUUGGUGCUUAUCUCCUGGCCCUCUACCUUGCUUUCAUCACACCGGUUGUCUACGACUUCUACAACUACGACAUGGAGAAGGCUGAAUUUGUGCAGAUCUUCAUGAAGUUCACACAGAACCUGGCGCUGUUUGGAGCCCUUCUCUUCUUCCUGGGCAUGAAGAACUCGGUCCCCAAGAGGCAGGCCAAGAAGAAGGCCCCCAAGUCCAAGACAACCUAGAGCAUCUCUCUCUGCCAAGAUAGUUGUGUCCGUAGGGGCUUUGCGGGAAAGACGGUCUUAUUUAACAAAGCUACCGUACCUGUUCUUCUCUUAUAUGUGUAAUGGAUCCGUUUUUGAAGGGGGCGCAGGCCUUACAAGGUGUGGGUGGCGGUUUAGGCGACUAGAUUGUGUAUCAUUAUUAUGUGCUACUUCCGAUUUGAUUGUUGUAGGGUUAAAGAUUGUUAUCCCAUUUAUUUAUUUUGCAACCAAUAUUGAUACUGAUGGAAAAGAUAUUACCAAGGUCAGUCUGCCUGCGAUUA
Messenger RNA from Aegilops tauschii subsp. strangulata, 932 nucleotides. RefSeq lists its product as uncharacterized. Lineage: Eukaryota; Viridiplantae; Streptophyta; Magnoliopsida; Poales; Poaceae. The record is from RefSeq and is a predicted model, not a curated record.